Laetiporus sulphureus 93-53 is the source of this 1284-nucleotide messenger RNA. RefSeq lists its product as uncharacterized. Bases 1 to 1284 code for a protein of 427 amino acids. The transcript has a single exon. The record is from RefSeq and is a predicted model, not a curated record. Lineage: Eukaryota; Fungi; Basidiomycota; Agaricomycetes; Polyporales; Laetiporaceae.
AUGUCGAGUUCAACACCCACCGUUGUACUGUUGGGUACAUGCGACACCAAGCUCGAGGAGCUCCUAUAUGUCCACGACAAGUUGGUGAAAGACCACGGCGUCAACUGCAAGCUCAUAGACGUGGGCCGCGACGCGUGUUCACACCCCGCCAUCGCCAUCACUCAGGAUGAGCUUUUCAAAAACUCAGGUCUUCCGCCACCCAAAGACCUCCACGCUCUUCCACGAGGAGAACUGAUCUCAACGAUCAUCAAACACACUAAACCCGUCGUGUCCUCUCUGUACAGAUCCCAGAGCAUCCACGCCGCGCUCUGUCUCGGGGGCAGCGGCGGCUCGUCUCUCGGCGCAGAGGUGAUGCGCGCCGCCCUUCCCAUCGGCUUUCCGAAGCUCAUCGUAAGCACCAUGGCCGCCGGAGACGUGCGUCCGUACGUGGGCGAAUCGGACAUCGCGAUGAUGCACAGCGUCGUAGACAUCGCAGGGCUGAACGACAUCCUCUGCGCCGUCCUCGAGAACGCUGCGGGAGCCAUUGCAGGCAUGGCGCGGGUGCAGCUCGCACGCAACAAUCGCUCAGCGCCGUCGUCUCCUCAUAACAAGCGCAUCGCAAUCACCAUGUUCGGCGUGACCACGCCCGCCGUCACCUACGCUCGCGCGCUCCUCUCCGCCUACCCCUGCACGACAUACGUCUUCCACGCCACGGGCGCAGGCGGACGCGCGCUCGAGCGGCUUGCAUCCGAGCACUUUUGGGCGGGCAUACUCGACCUGACGAUCACCGAACUCGUCGACGCGCUCGUCGGCGGCAUCCUCAGCGCAGGCAAUGCACGUCUCACCGCCGCGGCCGCCGCCCGCAUCCCGCAAGUGAUCUCGCUCGGUGCGCUCGACAUGGCGAACUUUGGGCCGCGCGCGACUGUGCCAGCGCAGUACGACGAGCGAAAUUUGUUUCAGCACAACCCGAGCAUCACGUUGAUGCGCACGUCGCGCGAGGAGUGCGCGAUUUUGGGGCGGCAGAUCGCCGAGCGUCUGCGCGACGCGGAUCCUAGUCGGACGGAGGUGUGGGUACCCAGGGCGGGAGUGAGCGCGCUCAGUGUGCGUGGUCAGCCGUUUUGGGAUCCAGACGCGGAUGAGGCACUGUUCUCCGCCGUCAGAGAUGGCCUGAAGGGGAGCGGCAUUCGGGUCGUAGAAGAGGACAGGGACAUCAAUGACCCCGCCUUCGUGGCGGGAAUGGUGCGUAGGCUGGUGGACAUGAUGGAGAUGGAGCCUAUACCUGGGAAGAAAGCUGAGAUACUAUAA